AUGAAGGGGAUGGCCAAGGACGACGAGAGUGUGUUCGUACCCAUGUAAGCAACAUGCAGAGAGAGGGGGAGAGAGCGAGACAGAGACGUAUGGGACACUUCUUAUAGAGUCUUCCUCUUGGCUGCUUUAUGUCUCUGUGUAUGCCUGUUAGGUUGGUGCCUCGUGUUGAGUUGGAGAAGGGCAUGCCGCUCGUAGACGAGCACACCGUCCAAAAGUAGGCACAUACAGAGUGACAGCCGACGCAAAAAAACCCAUACACCAACAUACUUCAAUGUGAUGCCUGCCGGUUCAGGACUCGGUCGGGUCGCAUAAAGACCAAGAGAUCCAUCGACGGUGCUGCUGAGUCGAACAUCGCAGCAAGCAUCGCAGAGCCUGGUGUGCCCAAGAAGACGAACAACAGUAGGGUCGCCGGGCUGUCAGAGAGUGCCAUGGGUCUGGAGGUGUCGUUCGCCGGCGAAAGGGAAUAUCUGCGCGGUGGGGUCGGCCUGAAAGACAUGGCCAUGAGUGGGAAUGCGGGAUACGGCAAAUCGAAUCUGAACAAGUAAGUAGGGAAGAAAUUGACACGGACACAGAAAGACACACAGAAUGGAUGCUUUAAUGUGUCUCUCUGUCUGCCUUUAGGUGCGCGUCACUGCUUGUCAAUGAGGCUCCCGAGGCCGUCAUACCCCAACCCGCCUCGCCCCGCAAACAGCCCCGCAGCCCCGACAGCAAAUCGCCGGCGCACAAGUGCGACAGUGACAACACCAAGAAGGGAAGCCGCCUCGCCGCACCGGGUGGGAUUUCGCUGCCACCUGUCGGCCAUCGUAGCGAGAAGGGUCCGGGGGACUGUGUGGUUGGGGAGAUGGCUGACAAGCAGCCACCCUUUCCAGUGGCUGAGGAGGCCAAUGCGCGCCAGCAGAUGGGCACGGCGCACAACCUGGGUGACCGCAGACGCACUGAUGUGGCCGCCAAGGUACGUUCACCGCACCCGGUGGCACCCGUCACCCAGCCCCCUUCCCACCCACCCACACGCAACACACCUACAGUACCUGUGUGUAUGUCUGCAGGUGCCUUGGUUUCUGAAGCUGAGUGAGGACGAGACGGCUGCGGCACUGCAGCUAGUGGACGAGGGACACGAGAAGGGCGAGAGCCUUACAGUGGCCAAAGUCAGCGGAAUACCUGUGCUCGGGUACGCCACGCCACGUGUGUGGUACGGUGCCAGCCAGUCAGUGUGAGAAAUGUGACAUACAUGGCCGGAUGGGAUGGGAUAUCAUAUCUCGUCUCGUGUUCGCCUAUAGAUACGACAUAGUGCGUUUGGAGGAUCUCGCGUGGCUUAAUGACGAGAUCGUCAACAUCAUAUUCGCCCCCGCCGAGAGAUGGCUCAGGGCACAGGCCGCGGAGGGGAAAUGGUACGCUGCCCCCACCCACCCACCCACACACCCACACACAACACACCACACCCUUCAUCCACGCGCUGCUUUGCUUUGUGUGUGUGUUGCCUCCAUGGAUGGAUGGAUGGCUGGCUUGGCUUGGCUUGGCCAGUGUUCCGAAGGUGUAGAUCCCGAACUCGUUCUUCUGGCACAAGCUGUCCAACCCCAGUGCGACAGGCUUCAACUACGAUUACCAGAACGUCCGCCGCUGGUCGACCGAAAAGAAGGUAUGUGUGUGUGCUGGCUGGCUGAUUGACCUAUCUCACCUGAUGAUCACAACACGCAGCAUACAUAUCCUUUGUUGGGUGUGUGGAUGUCUUGUUGACACGAACGCAAUCGAUGUCAGGUCAAUGUGUUUGAGCUGGACUACCUGCUGGUGCCCAUCAACGAGGGCUACGCCACCACGGGGGCCGGCUACCAGGGCACACACUGGGCCCUCGGCGUGGUCGACUUCAAGUACCUACUUAGCAUACACACGGCACACACGAAUGCCAUCCACUUCCGUACCCUCACGUGUGUGCGUGUGUGUGUGUGUGUGUGUCUUUAGGGCCAAGCGCAUCCGUGUGCUGGACUCGUUGGGUGGCGGGGGCACCAACUGGCGCAAAGAGGACAACUCCAAGUGAGAUAACGAAAGACGGAGGGAGGGAGGGUGGGAGGGAGAGGCAUGGCAGACGCACACAGACGACUCCCAUGUGUGUGUGUUGUGGCGUCUUGUGUUAUGUUGCAGGUUCUAUGAGUCCAUUCUGCAUUAUCUCAAAGACGAGCACCAGAACAAACUCAAGAGGCCCAUGCCGGAUGCACACCUCUGA
This is a messenger RNA of Vitrella brassicaformis, 2218 nucleotides long. Lineage: Eukaryota; Vitrellaceae. The record is from the annotation of a GenBank genome assembly.